Messenger RNA from Sabethes cyaneus, 1245 nucleotides. Its product is annotated as lipase 1-like. The coding region runs from base 1 to 1245 and encodes 414 amino acids. Gene Ontology annotation, molecular function: hydrolase activity, acting on ester bonds. The transcript is spliced from 3 exons. Lineage: Eukaryota; Metazoa; Arthropoda; Insecta; Diptera; Culicidae. The record is from RefSeq and is a predicted model, not a curated record. Gene Ontology annotation, biological process: lipid metabolic process.
AUGGAGACGAAGAUCAGUUUGAUUAUGCUCUGUAGAGCGGUAAUAGUUGGUUGUGUGGUUUGGGGAAGUGUGAUUGAAGCAUUCAUUGUACGAAAAGAUUUUCAAGUUGAAUCGUCCGACGCCAAGCUGUCUACACUGCAAUUAGCCGACAAGUACGGCUACCGGGCAGAAGCGCACCAGGUCGUAACUGACGACGGAUACUUGCUGGAGCUUCAUCGAAUCACCGGCAGUGGAUCGACCAUUUACGAGAAACGGUUACCGCCGGUCCUGUUGAUGCACGGAUUGCUAGCGUCCUCGGCCGAUUGGUUGCUGAUUGGGGUCGGACAUGCGUUGGCUUAUCAGCUGAGUGAUAUGGGCUACGAUGUUUGGUUGGGAAAUGCACGUGGCAAUAGGUACUCGAGGAAGCACGUAAAACUAACUCCCGAUAUGGAUCAGUUUUGGAACUUUUCGUGGCACGAAAUUGCAGUCUACGAUUUGCCGGCGAUGAUUGAUUAUGUGUUGAAUAUAACGGGCAAAGAGAGGCUGCAUUAUUUGGGCCAUUCGCAGGGAACGACUACGUUCUUUGUGAUGGCUUCGGUGAAACCGGAAUUCAAUGAGAAGAUUAUUUUUAUGCAGGCACUUGCCCCUGUCGCCUACGUGGAACACGUCAAAAGUCCGCUGUUGAAUUACUUUGUUAAACAUAUGGGAGUAGUUUCUGCGAUUGUUGAACUGUUUGGUAUAUCCGAGUUCAAGCCGAUUCCGGGAAUUAUCCUAGAACUUGCCAAAAUGCUUUGCCCUACCUCGCAAGCUAAUAACCUGUGUGUAAAUAUAUUGUUCCUAUUGACGGGCGAUGAUCCUGAACAAGUCGAUCCUAAUAUAAUUCCAAUUCUAUUGGGACACAUUCCUGCCGGUUCGGCCACAAGGCAAAUCCUACACUACGGUCAGGAGAUUCUAUCCGGGCGCUUUAGACAGUACGACCAUGGAAAGAUAAAGAAUCGUUUCGUCUACGGUCAGGAGGAACCGCCGCGGUACAAUCUUACGGCUGUCACCGUUCCGGUUGCACUUUACUACGGUGCUAAUGAUUAUCUUUCCCAAACGGGUGAUGUGCAACGGUUGGCAAAGGAGUUGCCCAAUCUGGUGGGAUAUCAUCGUGUUGAGUCGGAUUCGUUCAAUCAUAUGGAUUUUCUGGUAGCGAAAGAUGUCGAUAAAUUGUUGUACAGGCUUUUGAUCGAUAAUAUCGAAAAAUAUAGCAGCGAGGACGAUUGA